CUUUUUGUGUUUCCCGCACCGUCAAUCAAAAUAGAAAAAAAUCGACCCGAAUUCAACGAUCAACACUAGCCCGCCUUUGAUAAAAUAAUCAUGUUCGGAGUUUGGCUGGUUUGGUAAUCUUCCAUAUGUACGCUAUGACUGAUACGUAAACGUUUAGCGCAUCGAAACGGCAACUAAUCGGUGAGUUUGGGAGAGCAGCAGCGGAGCGAGCUGCGUCUUUUUAUCGUUAGCUCCUUCGCUAACUAGCUGGAUAUGGUCAGCUAACCGAGCUAGCUGACUACCUCUCGGAGUUGAUAAAAGUAAAACUCGUUCUGGGCCCGAACCCUCCUGGAAUCUACACCGCAAAAUUGAAUUUCGCAGACGGCGAACCGGAGAGUGGGGAUGCUUUGCGGGCUUUUCUGGCAGGCAGGAGUUGAAGAUUACAGACUUUUGCUCGGUUUCCCCCUCUCUCCCUGCUAGCGCCAGAGCAGUCUCUGAAACAAGGAGAAAUGGCGUCCGCGGACGUGGACAGCAGUCAGAGCGAGUUCCUGCAAGCUGGCGGCGCAGGCGACACACAGACAACAGACAUGUCGGCUAUUCAGCUGACUGGCUCAGACCGGUGGGAGGUGUUGACCCCCGUCUCGGCUGCAAAGGAAGACCAAGGCGUCGUCCACAUUCCAAACUCGGGGAUUGUCACGUCUAACGGGCAGUAUGUGCUUCCAAUCGGGAGUCUUCCGAGCCAGCCCAUUUACGUUACAGCGUCUGGGAGCGAGGCCACAGCUAAUGGAGUGUCAGGCAUUCAAUAUCAGGUCAUUCCCCAAAUCCAAAACGCCGACGGGACACUCACGGGAUUCCCCACACAAGGACUGGACGACGGUACAGGCCAGAUUCAACUCCUCCAAGAUGGCAGCCAGAGCAAUAUUGGAAUCAGCUGCUCCACGACAGCAGCCACAGACCUCCUCACGCAGGCAGGCCAGGUUCAGUCCAUCCAGGGCGUCUCGUUGGCCGGCGGUUCGGCGUACGCCGGCACCGUGCCUGUAGGGCUUCCCGGCAACAUCACGUUCGUCCCUAUAAACAGCGUGGAUCUGGAGUCGCUAGGGUUGACGGGGGCACAGACGGUACCGAUUGCCACUGGGGUAACACCCGAGGGCCAGCUGAUUAUGAGCAGCCAGCCGCUAGAGAACCAGAGCCAGAACUGCAGCAGCAAGCAGUCUAUGGUGACUGUGAGUGACCCCAACACCAACCAAGAGAUCUACGUGCCAACCACUUCCUCCUCUUCCAACGCCUCCCAGCUCCCGGCGACCAUCGACGGCACAGGGGUUCUCACGCAGGCCACAGCUGUGUCUGCGGGGGUGGCCGACCCCUCUUCCACGGAGAACUUCAACUCCCACAACCACCUACAGCAAAUGCAGGGCUCGUCCUCCAACGCCACCACCAUCUCCCAGCCCAUCCUGCUGUCGGGGGACGCUCAGGCCCAGGUGGCGCAGGUAGCCCAGGUGGCCCAGGGCCAGGACCUGUCUGGAGCCGGUCAGACUCUGCAGAGUGUGCAGCUGGUCAACCCAGGUACCUUCCUCAUCCAGGCCCAGACCGUCACCGCCACGGGCCAGAUCCAGUGGCAGACCUUCCAGGUUCAAGGUGUCCAGUCGCUCCAGGGGCUCCAGUUGCCCCAGGGUCAGGGUCAGACCCAGCAGCUGACUCUUGCCCCAGUCCAGACCCUUCCCUUGGGCCAGACCGGCCAGGUCAGCCUCCCCAACCUCCAGACUGUCACAGUUAACUCCGUAACACAAACUGGAGUCCAGUACACACAGGGAGACGACGCCAGGAGUCCGGCUGGGAUUCAGAUCAAAGAAGAGCCGGACUCGGAGGAGUGGCAGCUCAGCGGGGACUCCACACUGAACCCCAGCGACCUGAACAACCUGCGGGUCCCCAUGGGAGACGAGGACAUGGACACGGCGGGCGGGGACGGCAAACGGCUCCGCAGGGUGGCCUGCACCUGCCCCAACUGCAAGGAGUCAGGAGGAAGGGGCUCCGGCGUGGGAAAGAAGAAGCAGCACAUCUGCCACAUCGCCGGCUGCGGGAAGGUCUACGGGAAAACGUCUCACCUGAGAGCUCACCUGCGCUGGCACAGCGGAGAGAGGCCCUUCGUUUGCAACUGGAUGUACUGCGGGAAGAGGUUCACCAGGAGCGACGAGCUUCAAAGACACAGGAGGACACAUACAGGAGAGAAGAAGUUUGUGUGCUCCGAAUGCUCCAAGAGGUUCAUGCGCAGCGACCACCUGGCCAAGCACAUAAAGACUCAUCAGAACAAAAAGGGCGGCGUGCCCACCUCCACCUCUCCACCCACCACCGACGCCGUCAUCACCACGGACGGAACCACGCUCAUCCUCCAGACCGCCACCGCCCACGACCUUGUAGCCAAUCAGGAGAUCCCUCUGCAGCUGGUCACCGUGGCGCCCGGUGAGGUCAUGGAGUGAGGGACGGGAAGGAGGGAGGGGCUUCUCUGACAACAGGCCAAUCACAGGGACCUCUUGAGCUUUUUCUCUUCCCCACUUCUUUUUUUUUUU
Molecule: messenger RNA, 2543 nt
Organism: Poecilia reticulata (guppy)
Lineage: Eukaryota; Metazoa; Chordata; Actinopteri; Cyprinodontiformes; Poeciliidae
Product: transcription factor Sp3-like
Biological process (GO): regulation of transcription by RNA polymerase II
Molecular function (GO): DNA-binding transcription factor activity, RNA polymerase II-specific; RNA polymerase II cis-regulatory region sequence-specific DNA binding
Source: RefSeq, a predicted model, not a curated record